GCUUCGAGUAGUGUUAAGUGAAUCAAAUCGCUACUUGCGAGUCCAAGCCAUCGACGAUGUGGCCGGUCACACUCUUCUUGCCUCUUCCACUCAGGACUUCGUGGAAGAAAAUAAUAAUUUUUCUCGCAAAAAUAAGGAUUGUGCUAAAAAAUUGGGCGAAUUUUUUGCUGAAAAAUUGAAAAAAGCCGGUCAAAAAGCAAUCAUUUUUGACCGCAAUGGUCGUCCUUACCGCGGCAAAAAAAAAACCGCCCAAAGUUUGCCUAAGAAAAGUAAUAAUUUAGAAAAAGAAAAAGUUAUCGAACUAGCCGAAGGCCAAUUAGUCGAUGCCAAAGAGGUUAAAAAAGAAAAAACUAUCUCUGAAGUAACAAAUAGACCAGAAUCUACUAAGGGCAAAAAUGGUUCUGGUUUGCUGACAAAUCGGAAAAAUGGAAUUUUCACCUCUUUGGCUUUAAUCAAGGAUGAGGAAAAAAAAGGUGUCGCUUACGCUCAUAUGGGUGGCAAAGAGCCUAUGAAAGCCUCCGCUAAAGCUUUUC
Messenger RNA from Racocetra persica, 533 nucleotides. Lineage: Eukaryota; Fungi; Glomeromycota; Glomeromycetes; Diversisporales; Gigasporaceae. The record is from the annotation of a GenBank genome assembly.